CAUGGUCAGCGGGUAUUCUUUAUGGAAAACACGAGCUCUAAUAACUUGCAUUGAAAUAGCAUAGGCAGAAAACGGAGAAACACUGUCACAUUUCACAAGUCAGUUUUAGACAUUUUGAACAUCGAGCAUCGCAGGAAGAUAAAAUUGUCUGUUAGCUUUAAAAAUCCGGAUCUAGAAGACAGAAUGUUGACUUCUUCUAAUAAUUAUAUUUUACGUGCAUCGCGUCUUUCACUCAUGUCAAAUGUUAAGCGUUGUUUUCUCGCUGUUGCUGUCCGCCACCCAGUACUGAAAUGAGUGCAGAGAGCGUUCAGACCUGCCACACAAAGAAGCCACCUCCACAGACACACGCACAGGGCGCGCUGUGCGAUCUUAAGUACAGCAUCGGAAUUGCAGAUAUCAUUACGGCUCUACUGUCCACACUGAGAGCAGAUGGGAACAACGCUACAAUGAAAGCGGACAGCUUUCCUUUGGAAGAAGUAUUUUAUUGAAACUAUACACGAAAUCUGAAGAUUGCGUGGAUUAAUGUAUGCGCCACUGAUAUAAGUUAUUAACCAAUAUGUUCUGGCGGCGAUUUCUCUUCAAAAUCUCCCAAUAGGAAUCAGAAACCAUCCCGAUUGCCGGAGAAAUGAUGACUGGAAAGAGAUCGUGGGCAGGAACAAGGCAAGUGCUGUGCUUUAUUGCCGUGUCCUGCUUUGCAAAUUUGAUUUCUGGACAGAUCCGCUACAGAAUUCCGGAAGAACUAAAGCAUGGAGCUUUUGUUGCCAAUAUUGCUGAUGAUUUAGGUUUAAAUGUCAGUAAGCUAACUGCCAGAAGACUACGUAUCGUGUCUGGUGCCUCUACGCAGUACUUGGAGGUAAAUUUGGGCAAUGGCAUUUUGUUCGUGAAUGAAAAAAUAGAUAGGGAACAGCUCUGCGGUCUGAUUCUCACUUGUUUUCUACAUUUGGAAGUUGUUAUCGAAAAUCCUCUUGAACUGUACCGAAUUGAAGUAGAGAUUCUAGAUAUAAAUGAUAACUCACCAACUUUCUUGAGGAAGGAUAUCUUUUUGGACAUUAUAGAAUCGGCUUUGCCAGGGAUACGAUUCCCUCUCGAGAGCGCUCACGACCCAGACGUGGGCACUAACUCAGUUCACAUCUAUAGGCUCAGUCCAAAUGACCAUUUUAUCUUGGAUGUGGAGACACGAAGUGAUCGCAGCAAAUUUGCAGAGCUGGUGUUGGAUAAAAUGCUGGACAGAGAGCAACAACAGAUCCAUCAUCUAGUUCUGACGGCAGUUGACGGAGGGGUUCCAAAGCGGUCUGGUUCUAUCUUGAUCACUGUUAAUGUCCUGGACGCCAAUGACAAUUUGCCUGUUUUCGAACAGACAAUUUACAAAGUUUCCUUGGAAGAGAAUGCACCAAAGGGGGCGUUAGUAUUAACAUUGAACGCCAGCGAUUUAGACGAAGGUUCCAAUAGCGAGAUAGAAUAUUCUUUCAGUAGUCAUACUCCUCCGAGAGUGCGGGAACUGUUUAAUGUGGACUCCCAUACAGGUGAGAUUCGAGUUAAAAGUACGAUAGAUCACGAAGAAAUGAAUACGUACGAAAUUUAUAUUCAAGCCAAGGACAAAGGUGGCCCCUAUGCAAUACCUGUGCAUUGUAAGAUUCUUGUAGACAUAAUUGAUGUGAAUGAUAAUGCGCCUGAAGUGAUCCUGACUUCUUUGUCCAGUCCAGUGAUGGAAGACGCCAUGAUUGGGACAGUAAUUGCUCUCAUCAGUGUUACAGACCUAGAUUCUGGGGAAAAUGGGCAGAUUAACUGUGAGAUUACUCAGGAAGUUCCAUUUCGGCUUCAGUCAUCUUUUAAGAACUAUUACACAUUGGUGACGACCGCUCCUCUAGACCGCGAAAGAGUACCAGAAUACAACAUCACAAUUAUGGCAAUUGAUUCAGGAUAUCCUUCUCUUUCUACAAACAAAUCUAUAUUUCUCAAGGUUUCAGACGUGAAUGACAAUGCUCCAAGAUUUUCGAAAUCUUCAUACACAGUGUAUGUCACAGAAAACAACGCACCUGGCGCUACCGUUUGCUUUGUGACAGCAUUGGACCCUGAUUCGAAUCAAAACGCCUACCUAUCUUAUUCUAUCAUGGACAGUACGAUCCACGGAUUACCCUCCAAAACCUAUGUCUCAAUCAAUUCAGAUAAUGGCAACGUCUACGCAUUACGUUCAUUCGACUACGAACAACUAACAGAUUUUCAAAUCCAAAUCCAAGCUCAGGAUGCUGGAUUUCCACCACUCAGUGGUUCUACCAAAGUUAAUGUGAUCAUCUUGGAUCAAAAUGACAAUGUUCCGGUGAUUGUCUCCCCAAAGCCAAGGAACGGUUCAGUUGCACGACAUAAACUGUCGCAAUCUUUGCACCCGGGGCAAUUAGUGAUCAAAGUCAUUGCCACAGACGCGGACUCUGGACAGAAUGCAAAGCUCUCCUAUUUAUUACUGCGAGCAACAGAUCCUACGCUAUUCAAUUUGGCACUCCACACAGGCGAAAUAAGGACGACCCGGCGUCUGGGAGACAGAGAUGUCCCGAAGCAAACUCUGCUCAUCCUCGUGAAAGAUAAUGGGCAACCUCCUCUUUCAGCCACGGUCACCAUCGUAUUUUCAAUAAUGGAGAACAUUACAGAUAUUCUGCCUGAAAUCAGCAAUUUACCUGAGAAUGCAGAGCAAAAUUCUGCUUUAUUAUUUUAUAUAAUUAUCACAUUGGGAUGCAUUUCACUUGUAUUCAUUGUGGCCAUUAUCAUCGUCGCUACCAUCAAGUGCCACCAAUACAGAAACAAUGCCCACAACUGCAACACCGCCGUCGGGAAUUGUUGUUGCAUUCAGCAUUUGAAUUCGGCAGAUAUUUUGCAAACCUCUAAAACAAAUCCCCAAGUAACCACCAAUCCUAAAGCGCCACCUGACUUUUUAGAGGUAGGUGGAAGUGGGACAGUCUCACAGGCCUAUUAUUACAAGGUGUGUUUGACCCCUGAAUCUGCGAAGAGUGAUUUCACUUUCCUCAAACCAUACAGCCCAGGGAAACCCGAUGGUGAGACAAGCACUAGUGACCCUGAUGGAGUGGAAUGGAAAGGAUAUUCACCAAAACGUUUAAAUACUGAUGUUUCAACUGCCAAUUUCAAUUCGAAAGUCAUUAAAUUUCGCAAGUGGAAUGGAGAUUUAUCCAGUCAGGUUUUUCAACUAGAGGAGGCAGCACACCUACCAGAAGGAUUUAAAGAGAGAGUUAAGAAGAGCAAAGAGAGGACUUCAGCAUUUUUUUGCAGGCAUACAGCAGCAGACCGCGGGAUUUGGAGCAAUCCUCCAUUGAAAGAUGCUCUUCAGGACAAUAUGGGAUGGGGUUAUAUACUUCGGAUAAAUGCGAAGUGGAACCUGAUCCCAGAAGGCUCGUAGAAAUACAUUCUCGAGCCUUGUAGGUGCGCUGAAUGGGUACAUUGUGACUCGAAUUAAUGUUUUGUCAGUGUGAUGAGAAAGUUGACAAAAAUGUAUUUGGUCUGCUUACUCUGGCUAACUUAAUUGAAGAAUAUUACUCAAACUUGCAUCACAUUAUGUUCCAAGAUGAAUAAGCUCUGUACAGUCAAAUUGCAUGCUUCCCGAAUGAACGACGGCAGUGUACGUCACAAUAAUGUUUGGCUAUAUAUAGAUAUUAAUAAAGAAAAUGUCUCUUCACGUAGUUGUAGAUGAGCGUACCCAUUUCAUAAUGAUCUGGAGUUUUGCACCGUAAGACUGUCACCUGUAUAUAGCACCUGGUAUUCCUUGUUUACUGAAAAGACAAUUUUAAUUGAAUAUGUAACACACUUUCUGGAAGGACUACUGCUUUUUUUUAAGCUUGCUGAUAUACUAUUCUGCAUUUACCUUAUUUGAACGGAAUACCCCACCAACCCCACACCCCAUUACCUCCCAACCAUCAGCUCAAUCUCUCCCAAUUCUGAUCAUUCCCCCGUCAUCUAUUUCUGGACAAUGCACUGAGUCGUCAUUUUUUUCUAAAUGCAAUAGAAUAAACAUAAUGGCCGAGUCAUGGAUAUAUGAAUAAUAAGCAAAAUAUAUAUUCUAUACACAACAUGGGAUGGAGACGAAUGUUGAUAUUUUUCAGAACCAAUGUGCAGAUGCUAGUGACGAGCAAUUGUGGACCAUUAAGAAGGCAAAUUCAUACUUUGAACGGCUUCAAAGACUUUAUUUUUCUUACUUGUGCAUUGAAACUUAAUUUUUAAUCUAUCUACUCCAUCUACUCCAUUGAGUCCAGUUAACUUGCUACGUUACUUGAUAUCAGUGUCUAUGCAGAAGCCUUCGACAGAGACACUUAGAUUCGUCAAUGUUUUAAAAGUGCAUUUUGGUGUUAGUGAAUCCAAUUUACUUAAUAAAGAAAUAAUUCUGA
Molecule: messenger RNA, 4385 nt
Organism: Chiloscyllium plagiosum (whitespotted bambooshark)
Lineage: Eukaryota; Metazoa; Chordata; Chondrichthyes; Orectolobiformes; Hemiscylliidae
Source: RefSeq, a predicted model, not a curated record